Stereum hirsutum FP-91666 SS1 is the source of this 162-nucleotide messenger RNA. RefSeq lists its product as uncharacterized. The transcript has 2 exons. The coding region runs from base 1 to 162 and encodes 53 amino acids. NCBI's taxonomy places the organism in Eukaryota, Fungi, Basidiomycota, Agaricomycetes, Russulales, Stereaceae. The record is from RefSeq and is a predicted model, not a curated record.
AUGGAGGACGGAGAUGGGAAGUGUCCAGAGGGCCAUCACUGCGAUACGACGGAAGAGUUAUGGCAGACGUGGUAUGAAUGGAUUUCAUGGGUCAAUAAGAGUGAACAAGAUCAGGAAGCACUGGGCGGAAAAUGUGCCUCCACCGUCCUUGUCCGCCAUUGA